AUGCCACGAAGCCUAUCUCCAGUUGGCGCUCUUCAAACCAAGAACGUUGAGAUCGCCGAAGAUCAUCCCUUCUACUUCAUUACCCCACCAGGCAACUCGUUCCGCAAGGAGUCAGCUCGCUAUCUCGGAAAAGAGCUCGACCAUACUACUUUCCUCGCCCGGGCGUCACAGGACGAUCCCUCAAACGAAGACGCGUUGACCAGGACAUACGACUGGGAGACAUCGGUACCGGAUACCGUUCAAAAAGGCUCAGGACUGCUUUAUGAAGACUCACACCAGAGUGGAAAGUGGGUGAGGCACGAGUACGCGAUUGAAGCAUCGAGUCGCCCCAAGGCUCGGCUCUCCGGGAAACUGUCUCGCCUACUCGAGGGAAAUGAUGGAAUGGCUGUGAUUACGCUGCCAAUCCAAGAGAGUCGGUUUUCCGCCCUCGAUGAAAGCCUCUGGGAUUCCGAGUCGGUAGACUUUCAUUUCCAGCAUGUUUCGUUGGAUGAGAAUCAGGUGCCUCUCGUCGGUACAGGCGGUAGCAGACCAUGGGAAUAUGAGGCCGCAUGGCCUUUGGAGAUCGAUGAUUCUUUCGAUACCUCUCUGGCUGGGCACACUACUGAUACAGGCUAUCCAGCCGUGGUCCAUCCCUGGCUCGUGUUGCGAGUGUUUUCACAUGAGAAAGGCCACCGCCCGACAAAGAUAUGA
Cryptococcus amylolentus CBS 6039 is the source of this 690-nucleotide messenger RNA. RefSeq lists its product as hypothetical. The transcript has a single exon. Lineage: Eukaryota; Fungi; Basidiomycota; Tremellomycetes; Tremellales; Cryptococcaceae. The record is from RefSeq and is a predicted model, not a curated record. Bases 1 to 690 code for a protein of 229 amino acids.